Molecule: messenger RNA, 1726 nt
Organism: Sarcophilus harrisii (Tasmanian devil)
Lineage: Eukaryota; Metazoa; Chordata; Mammalia; Dasyuromorphia; Dasyuridae
Gene: C1H16orf89
Product: chromosome 1 C16orf89 homolog
Exons: 8
Cellular component (GO): membrane; cytosol
Source: RefSeq, a predicted model, not a curated record
AAGAGAGGGAAGGAGGGAGGAGAGUAUGUGAGGCACCCAGUAAAGGAGCUGCUGUGAACAUUUGGCUGAGUGCGGAGGACUAAGACAUGUAUCUAAUGGAGAUAUUGCUGCUGGUAUUGCUUUUGCCAUCCCUAUCUCUCCAAUACCAGGACCUCUCAGAGAGCAAGGUGGCCACGGGGAGGAUGAUCCUUCCUGCUCUGGAGAAAGCUACCUCAUUCAUGGAGAAGAGAUUCAGGGAGCUUAACCUGGAUGGAGUCCUGGGAUUCUGGGUACUAGAAGUGCAACUAAAAGGUGUCUUGGAGAAAUGGGGUCAGGAGCCUGCCCUAAAGCCCCUGAGACUGAGGGUAGAGAAGAUAGUGAAGAAGCUGUUACCACUCAUCACCAGAGCCACAAUCUACCUCAAGCUCAGUGACUCGAAGUAUUUAAAAGAAUUUCAAGAAACUCUACAGCCAGGAUUUUGGAAUCUUCCCCAUUCGUGGAGUCACACAAACACUUCUCUGAUCUACUCCCAGUUUGAUAACUCAGAUUCUUUUUCAGAAGAGUUAAGUGAUUCAUGUAUGACCCUCUUACUGGGAACCAAGUAAGAGGGGUCACAGCCCUGCACUGUCACUGACCUAUGCAAGGAACUCAUGACUAAGCCUGGCUGCAUGGGGUAUGCACUGUCACACCAACUCCUCUAUUUCAUGUUUGCUGAAAUGAAAGGAUGCUCAGAUGGCCUGUUCCUCCAAACCAAAUAUUAUAUGGAUAUUUUGUGUGCUAACAUGAUGGCAUUGAACUUGAAAACUGAAGAAGUUGAAUUCCCAUUUCUCAGUCGAGAUAUCUUCAUGGAAAAUAUCAUGUUCUGUGGACUUUCUGGAUACUCAGAUUUCUACAAGCAUAGAUGGCUACAGUCUAUUCUUACCUGGCAACGACCUAAAGAGGGAUGCUUUGGAAAACCUUAUAAUGAUAAUAAACAAUUACCAAGAAUUGAAGACCAACAAUCAUUGAGAAGAGUUAAGAGGAGAGAGAAAGGAUUUGCAGAUGGAUGUUCUUCCCAUAACACAGCUGUGGCAGUUGCAGCCUUAGGUGGCUUUCUUUAUCACUCUGCAGAACAUUCACCAACCAUCAUCAAGCCUCGUUAGUGCCUCACAACAAUCAAGCAAUAACUAAAAGGAUGAUUUUAUAUCUGCUGAAAAUGAAAUACAGCCUUUUUGGUUGUAAUGAAUCCCCUUAGGUCCUGAGAUUGCAUAAAUUCACAAGGAAAGCAAUGGAAAAGUACAAGCAGACAUGCAAAUCAAAACUAAUGUAACUGGAAAUUGAGAUUAGCAGAGUUAGAAUAAAAGUAAUAGUAUUGACUACAUAGAGCAAAACUGGUCACCCUGAUUGAAAUCUUAAUUUAACCGACAUUAGGUAGCUCCUAUGUGUGGACAACUGUGCAAGGUGCUGAGGCAAAACAAUGAUGAAUAAAUUAUCGUGUCUCAUGGAGUUUUACAAAGUGCAUCUUCCUAUUUACUCCUAAUAUAACAUUCCUGGAAAGGUAAAUUCUAGUCAUCCAAUGCCAGGAAACUUUUGAGUCUGGGUAUUCUCAGGCUCCACAAUUUUCAUUUACUCUCAGUUUAGUAGGAAAGGCAGAUAGAGCAAGUAUUUAUCUGACUUUCUAAGAAUGAAAUAGCACACUGCUUAGCAAUUGAAGCAAUAUACUUUCAUAACAUGCCUACUGGGGAAGCCUACAGAAAAUUUUCUUCUC